AUGCAUAAUCCAAGAAGUGAACUUUCUGACACAGUUGACUACAGAAAUGGAAGUUAUGGAGAUUUGGGGACUUCUGGUUUUGGUAGAAAUGAUAGGAAUUUGAAUAACCAGGGAGUUCAAUUUAGACCUAAUCAAGGCAUGGAAGAAGAAGAUCCUGGUGUUUGUUCUCCACCUCUAUGGAAAAAUAUUCCCAGCCCACCAAAAAGUCUUUCACCUUCACACCCUCUUCUUCACCACCAGAAUUAUAGGGCUUUUUCUCCAAAUUCAAGAACACAAGCCAUUGCUAGAGGGCAGUGGGAACUUAUGGAAAUGGUCAAGAAUAUGCCUGAAUCUUCUUAUGAACUCUCCUUGAAAGAUCUUGUUGAACAUCAUAGAAUAGAAACUCAAGAUGAAGAAGAAAGGUCGAAUAAAAAGAGAAAUCAUGGGAUUCAGGGCUUACAUCAGAGGGCAAAGAAAAAUGAAACGAUGAUUAGAAAAGGGAGCUUUGAUAACAGGGGAUUGUUUCUGAAAAUGGGUUUUCCGAUUUCUUUGAAAUCGAAGAAGAAAAAUAAUGUUGUUAACAAUGUUUCGCCUAAGCCAGAGAGAUCCACUGACAAGGAUUGGUGGAUGAAACGGUUUGCCGGUUCAAGUGACAGUGACAGCAGCAGAAGUAGAACCGGCAGCAGUGGCAGCGGAAGCACUGGCAGCACCGGCAGCGGCAGCAGUGGACGCAGCAACAGCAGCAGUUACUCAUCAGGGAGAUUUGAUUGA
Molecule: messenger RNA, 750 nt
Organism: Olea europaea var. sylvestris
Lineage: Eukaryota; Viridiplantae; Streptophyta; Magnoliopsida; Lamiales; Oleaceae
Exons: 2
Coding region: 1-750 (249 amino acids)
Source: RefSeq, a predicted model, not a curated record